CUUCCAUCGAAUGCCACGUUGGGCUUUAAACAUGCGAAAAUGGCGUCCCCGCGAGCACUGCAGCCCUCCCGACGCCUCCUUGCGCGCUCUUCCAACCCCAAAGACAUCGCGAACCUCCAAUUGCAACCCGAGGGGCGCUCAACACCGCUCCCACAAUACGAGAAGACUCAGUCCGUCCCCUUCACGUUAACCCUGCAAGAGGAGAAGAGCAACCCUGGCCAAUUCCAAUUGGUCGUCAACAUCGACCCCGAGCACCAGAAGGCGGACGGGAGCCCGCCGGAGCCCGCGGCGUCAAAGAAGCUGUUCGCCAAUCUUCAAGCCUUUCCCAGUUUAGGCUAUGAUGUCUCCCCGCUCUAUCAAACGCAGAAGUCGAGUCCCCCAACCAGCCCUCAACAAGACCCGCAAGGUUGGUCAGAUUUGGAUGCCAUACCGCCUGACUUCCUGCAAAAGGUCGUGCCGGAUUGGAAUGUCACAUUUGAGCGGAGCGCUUCGACUGCGUCCUCCCAUUCUCAAUCGCGAAGGCUAGCGGAUAUCAAGGCGAGGAUAAAGAAGAGCGGGAGGGGGUUUGUUGUUCGGCUGCUGAAGGGAUCGAGUCCUGAGACUAAUGAGGUUGCGGAGGUACACCUGGGACAAACUUCAGGCAAUGACCCUGCGCUCGCUGAGCUGGACUCAACCCCGCGGGUCGAAUUAGACGCUACUGAGAUCCCCAGCGUGUCACCCAUCGACCAGACAACCCCAAUCAACCACCACCCAACUGUAUUUGAGAUUGGAACCUCAAGCGAACCCGGCAUAAGACUAUCGCAGACACCACCGCUGGAUUCUCCUGUACCUGAUGGUCGUAUGUCCUCAAUUCCCCGGUGGCUUAGUCAAACAACGACGGACAACCGCCAACGGAACUCCAUCUCAGAGGAAGGCUUAAGCGAUGCUGAUACCUUGAUCCCAGAAAUCAGAUCCUUGGCGGAGCGAAUAGACGAUGAUCCGACAGACUUAGAGCCGUUUUCUACGAGUAGCUCCAGAUUUCCUACCCGGACAACUUCAGUAUCGAGCAUUGUUAAGACGCCUACUCGUGGUCUUUCGGUCGUUGGUCCUGUACGGAGAGCGGUCAAGGGACGCACUGGAGCUGGGAAAUCAGCACGCCUCAAUUUAAACAGAUCCGACGCCAAGAAGUCGUUCAAACGUCGCUCUCCUCACGAUGCUAAUACCACAUUUGCCUCGGGCAGUUCCGUGCUACUCCCGCCCGCCCCUGUUACCCAAGCUCUUCGACACAGGCCGCGCCGAAGCCAAACCGAGCUACUAGAAGAGUUCGUAUCUCAAGAUUCUGGUGCUUUACAUCACACCGCCAGAGACAGGCUAGGCAAGAAGGACAGAAUAGCUCGCCGGUCCUCCGUAGAGGAAGCGCCCACAUCUGCUAAGCAGAAGGCUCGGUUAAGGCUGGAAACAAACGUCCCCCGUACAAAAUCUGCGAACAACUCGCCUAUACUCCGACGCAAACGCUCUCCCCGCAUUCAUCAACCAUCAUCAUCCAGUUCAUCAGUUCACUUCGCGGAGGAACAUCAGAACAUCCCUUCUCCAGCUUGGUCGGAAGUAGAUGCGUCCGAGGAACUCCGAAACGCUUUAGAGAGGGCCUUUGAGAACAAUGCAGAUGAUGCAAGCCAUAUACAUAAUCCAACACCAAUAAUGUCGGUACCGCGCAUCGAAGAACCGAUUGAUAUGGAUAGCGUCGGCGAAAUUCCAUUUCCGCCAAAUCUUGAGAUUCGCUCAGCACCCGUCAAUACGAAGAAUCCCUUUCUGACCUUCUUGGGUCUAGCGCUGAGCGCACUUUCAGAUAGAGCGUUUGAAGGGCUGCAUGCGUUACGAGAAAGGUAUGGUGGAGAACCUCCAGUACCUCCGGGCCACGUUAGAGUCCGUUGGACAUGUUCUUGCGGUGAACAGUUGUACGACGAUUUCAUCGAACGUCGUCGCGGUGCCGCCCGCCUUCUCGAAGCCUACCUCAACCGCCCAAGAGCCCACACCCCUACUAGUCCAGCCGGUAGAACCAGCACUUCCUCAACCAUGUCCUCGGUCUUCAGCUCCGUCAGUACAGCAUCCACGCUCGCCACUCCAUCAUCCACAUACGGCGGACCCUCAUCUUGGGGUAAAGGCAAAGAGUCCUCAAAAUACAGCCCUACCCGCCUCCGCAGCACUAAUCCGUUUAGUGUGCGGAUUCCUUCGUAUCAUGAGGAACAGUGGCUACUAACUUGCGCAAACGAGGGGCGCUUCACCCCCAAGAUCGUCCACAUUGAUGUCAACAAAGGGAAGAUAACGAGCGAUAAGGACCUAGCGUUGGCCCUCAGGGCACAUUAUGAACAUUUGAAUAAUAAGUGGUUGAAGUGGGCGAAGUUAAGGGGGCUAACUACGAUCGAGUUUGUGCAGUUCGAAGUCCACCGUAACCGCUUUGCCGACAUUCGCGCUAGCCCUUCCAUGCCACCAACCUCAUCCACCACCGCCACCUCCAUCACAUCAUCCACAUCUGCAUCCACAUCCGAAUCCACAUCCGAAUCAAAAUUCCCCUCCACACACCCUUACUCCUUCGAGCCCAUUGAUCUCAUGCCCCCCGUUGGAUCCACCUACCUCCUGCACCUCUUCCGUCACCCAACCGACUACGACAACGAGCUCAUCACGUACCAACGCUCGCCCAAACGACGAGAACGACUCGAAUCCGGAAUGGGAUGGGGCCUCAACUUGGUCGAAGGGUUUAUAGCUCAAAAGGUGUGGGCGGUGAUGUUUAUGGGGUUUGGGGUUGGCAGCGCAGUUUUUGGGAUUGUGUGGACGGUGAGGUUGGGGGAUGUGCAGGGCGCUUUUGGGGUUGCUGGGUGGGUGGUCACGCUUGCUGGCUUGGUGCUGGGUGGAUUGCAGGCUUGGUUGGAGUAAGUGGUAGGGUGGGGUAUUCAGGACUCUUACGGGAAGUUAUUCGGGAGGAUUCGAGCGAUUGAGGCUCUUGCUGGGGUUGGGGGAGAUGGCAAUAGUCUGCAGGCUUCUACCCUGAAACAUGCUAUAUUAUAUUUCACAUGAGGUAGGAUUCGGAUCCAGAGCUUUCGGGUUGCAAAUGCUAUGAGUGGAUUAAGGAAAGUGGGAAGACAAAUGUUAUCGUCGUUCAAUUUCAGUGUUUCAGGACGUAAAUCAGUUCCUGCAAGUCAUCCAUCGAGUUAUAGCAAUUCGUUUAAGAGAUCAAUACUACUUUAUUCAUAUUUC
Molecule: messenger RNA, 3231 nt
Organism: Lindgomyces ingoldianus
Lineage: Eukaryota; Fungi; Ascomycota; Dothideomycetes; Pleosporales; Lindgomycetaceae
Exons: 4
Coding region: 40-2910 (956 amino acids)
Source: RefSeq, a predicted model, not a curated record